Messenger RNA from Rhizoctonia solani, 2730 nucleotides. Its product is annotated as staphylococcal nuclease domain-containing protein 1. Gene Ontology annotation, cellular component: RISC complex; nucleus; cytosol. Gene Ontology annotation, biological process: mRNA catabolic process; regulatory ncRNA-mediated gene silencing. NCBI's taxonomy places the organism in Eukaryota, Fungi, Basidiomycota, Agaricomycetes, Cantharellales, Ceratobasidiaceae. The transcript has 27 exons. Gene Ontology annotation, molecular function: RNA binding; nuclease activity. The record is from RefSeq and is a predicted model, not a curated record. The coding region runs from base 1 to 2730 and encodes 909 amino acids.
AUGUCUUUGAAAGCGACUGUCAAAUCUGUGCUAUCUGGUGAUACUCUUAUACUACGUGCGAAUCCUACCAAUGACCAGCCUCCAAAAGAACGUAUUUUCCAUCUCGCUGAGAUAUCCGCUCCGCGCAUAGGCUCAGCUUCCAAGGAGGAUGAACCUUGGGCGUUCGAAUGUCGGGAGUUUCUCCGUCAGUUCGCUGUCGGAAAGCCGAUUACGUUUACCAAGACCCAUUCCUUGCCACCCAAGGACGGCAUAGAAUCGGAUUUUGGUCACGCAGAGAUCGGCGGAAAAGACGUCGCUACCGAAGUACUCCGGGCCGGGUUCGCACGCUGCAAGGAGCUCAAACGUGAGCCGACUGAGGACGACAACCGGCGCAAGGACAUCGAAGCCGAGGCCCGUAACAGCAUGGUUGGGAUGUGGAAUCCCCAAGGCCCGAAGGCAAGUAAACUUACGCGCGAACGUGCGGAUCACAACGUCCAGUACUCUAUGCCGACCGACUCUGCGGCUUUUGUCAAUGAGUGGAAGGGCAAGAACAUUGACGCUAUCGUGGAGCAAGUACGCGAUGGAAGCACUCUACGUGUGCGUCUUUUAAUGCCGGAGGACCAACAUCAAUUUGCAAACAUUUCGCUGGCGGGCGUUCGCUGUCCGAGGGCAGGAGGUCGGGAUGGCGAGACUGCCGAAGAAUUUGGAGAAGAGGCCAAAUACUUUACCGAGUCGCGUCUCUUGCAACGCGUGGUCCGAGUUCAAAUUCUGUCUCUCCCGGCCCCCACGUCCACACCUUUUGCUUCGACAUCAAGCAAUGCACCUGCUCCUACGGCUAGCAUUUUCAUAGGUAAUGUUUUGCAUCCCAACGGUAACAUUGCCGAGUUCCUAUUGGCUGCUGGAUUGGCCCGUGUGAUCGACUGGCACGCUGGCAUGCUCGCUGCAAAUGGGGUUAUGGAGAGGCUUCGUGGGGCAGAAAAGUCCGCAAAGGAAAAGAAGCUAAAGCUCUAUUCGAAGAUCGUGACCCCGGCAACGGCCUCGGCUGGGCCCACACCCGUAAUUCAUCGUGGACCGGUAGAUGCAACAGUCAUUCGAGUCUGGAGCGGCGAUCAGGUGUCUAUCGUGGACAAAGAAGGCCGGGAACGACGCGUACAGUUAAGCUCCGUUCGCGCGCCCAAGGCGUCCGAGCCUAAGCAAGCGUACUAUGCAAACGAAGCUCGCGAGUUCCUGAGAAAGAAGCUUAUCGGAAAACAUGUCAAAGUAAACAUUGAUUUUGUCCGGCCCAAAGAAGGUGAUUUCGAAGAACGUGAUGCGGUAACCAUUCGUUAUGGGAACGCACAGGCGAAUAUCGCAGAGCAGUUAAUUGAGAAGGGGCUGGCCACUGCACUCCGGCAUCGGCGUGAUGAUGAAUCGAGGUCUAGCGAAUACGAUAAACUGAUGGCUGCAGAACAAAACGCUCUCACGGAGGCGCGCGGGAUUCACUCCGGCAAAGACGUGCCCAUGCCUCGGAUCAUCAAUGCCUCUGAGACAAGCACCAAGGCUUCGAGCUGGCUCUCUUCGCUCAAACGCCAAGGACGCGUACCUGCAGUUGUGGAUUACGUUGCCUCGGGCUCGCGCUUCAAAAUCCUUGUCCCCAAGGAAAAUAUUUCCCUCACGUUGGUGUUGAGUGGUAUUCGUGCUCCACGCACCGCAAGGAACCCCUCAGAAAAAAACGAGCCAUACGGACUCGAAUCAUUAGAAUUUGCUACUCGUCGGUAUAUGCAACGUGAUGUGGAGGUUGACUUCGAGGCAACAGAUAAAACAGGGGGAUUCAUCGGGGCACUUUAUUUGAAUAAAAUAGAAAAUGCAGCUGUGACGCUGGUUCGGGAAGGUCUUGCAACCGUCCACGAUUAUUCUGCCGAAUCUUUGUCCUGGUCACGGCAACUCUAUGAUGCCGAAGCAGAUGCCAAAGCCAACAAACGCAAUAUAUGGCAUGACUUCGAUGCCAGUCUAGAGCAGACAGUUACGGAGAAACCCGAUAACGGCUCGACCCCUCUCAAACCCGAAUACCUGGACGUCAUCAUCUCCGAUAUUCGCACAACGCCAUCAUUUGCUUUCUCUAUUCAGGUUCUCAAUGAAAAUACUGCUCAAUUAGAAAGAAUGAUGAAAGAUUUUGCCCUGCAUUACCGAAACGCGCCUGCAGUGUCAAGCUUUGCCCCAAAGGCAGGUGAACUGGUAGCUGCAAAGUUCUCGGGUGAUGGUCAAUGGUAUCGUGCCAAAGUCAAGCGUUCUUCAGCUGCCAAGAAGGAGGUCGAGCUCACAUUUGUCGAUUACGGAAAUCAAGAAACAGCGCCCUUUUCGAAUACUCGCCCAUUGGAUCCCCGUUUCAAAACGCUAUCUCCCCAGGCGCAGGACGCCCGCCUCAGCUUUGUCAAGCUUGCUGGCCCCGAUACUGAGUACGCUGAGGAUGCGAUAGGGCGUUUCCGAUCUCUUGCAGAGGGUCGUAAGCUUGUAGCUAAUGUUGACCAUAAGGACGGGCAUAUUCUCCAUUUGAGGUUGAUUGAUCCACAAGACCCGCAUAGCGCUAAUGAUCCCCACGCAUCGAUAAACACCGAAUUAGUCCGAGAUGGACUGGCCAUGAUCGACAAGAAGGAACGGUACCUGGCGUCAUAUCCAGGCGUGGUCAACGCGUUGAAGGACGCGACUUUGAGUGCCAAACGAGAGCGUUUGGGGAUGUAUGAAUUGGGUGACAUUGGCGAUGAUGACGAAUGA